GAGCGCCCCGUCCUGCACAGGGCUGGCCAUGGACUCCGAAGACGACCCCUCGAUGUUGCAGUCAGACUGGCCGGAGGAGGAGGAAGACGAGGAAGAUGAGGGGGUGGAGGGGGAGGAGGAGGAGGGGGGCAGCCCCGGGACCGUGCCCCCCAGAGCAGCGGGGAGCAGCCGCUGGGUGUGGGGGGCAGUCGGCUGGGUGUACACGCGCCCGUGGGCGUGCUGCCUGGUCCUAGCCCUGGGCGUCCUGCUGCCCUGCGCUCUCUCCGCCUUCAUGUUCCUGCGAUGCCCUCCCCUGGACAUCGACCUGUCCUACAGUGCCUUCGAAGUGCGUGGCCACACCUCCUCCGAGCGGUUCGACGCCCUCACCCUGGCCCUCAAGGCGGAGCUGGGGUCCUGGGGGCGCAGCAGGCGCGAUGUGGACGGCUAUACCGCCCAGGCCCUCAGGGACCUCCUGCUGCAGCACCUGCAGAGGCAGAGGGGAGGGGCUGCGGAGGGGGGCGGGAUGUCAGGUGGAGGAGGAGCAGCUGAAGGGGGAUCCUCAGGAGCUUCAGGAGCCUCAGAGGGAAGAGUGGUUUUGAGUGACAGGAGAGGUGCCCCAGCAGGGAGUGGACAGCGUGUGACGGGCUUCAGUGGGGGUAGAGAUAGUGUUAAUUGCAGUGGGGUCAAAGGAACUCUCCCAGUGUCAGAGGGGGUGAGGAAACUGGUCCGUUUAGACAGAGCUGGACCCAGAGCUGGACCCAGAGCUGGACCCUGCCCAGGCCAAGCAGAGGGAGGCUCCGGCUCGGAGAGGAAGGCUCUGGCCCCCGAUCGCCCCCAGAGAGACAGACAGAGCGAGGAGGAGGGAGAUGGGGUGCGCCCCAGGGUACCCCGCGAAGCCUACCCGCACGGGGAGUUCGUCAUCCCCUCGUACACGCAGAGCCACGCGCACUGGCGGAUGGAGCUGGUGUUCGUGGCGCAGGGGGAAGGGGACCCCAACAUCUUCACCCCGGAGCGACUGCGGACUAUCCACGCUGUGGAGCGCCGCGUGAUGGAGCACCCCCAGUUCCGGCAGUUCUGCUGGAAACCCCCAGAGGUCCUGAGAGACCCCCCGCUGGGGCCCUUCUCGUACUGCUCCCCGCCCAUGUUCCUGUCCUUCUUCGGCCUGGCCAGUAUAGGCCUGAGCUGCCUGGUUGCGCUGUUCCUGUACCAUGUGGGGUUCGGGGUGCGGUACCUGGGAAUCCUGAACGGAGUGGCUGCAUUUGUCAUCAUCGGCAUCGGGGUGGACGACGUCUUCGUGUUCAUCAACACGUUCCAGCAGGCUGGGCACCUGCGCCAGCCUGGGCAGCGCAUGGUUCACACGGUGCAGACGGCCGGCAGGGCCACAUUCCUCACCUCCUUCACCACGGCCGCCGCCUACGCCGCCAACACCUUCUCACAGAUCCCGGCGGUCCACGACUUCGGGCUCUUCAUGGCGCUGGUCGUGAGCUGCUGCUGGCUGUGGGUCCUGCUCAUGCUGCCGGCCGCGCUGUGCGUGUGGAGCCGGUGGCUGUCGCCCCGGGAGACGGCCUGUCUGCGCUGGUACGAGCGCCGCCCCCCACGCCCCUCUUCCAAUCUCUGCACUGCUCCCAGAGAGCCGCAGGGCCGCUCUUGCACGACUGACGUCACCACAGCAGGUCUCCUGCUCACCGUCUACGUGUCGAAGCUGCAGGCCGGCGCCGGGCCGCCCCUCUACCGCUUCUCCCUGAACGCCAGCGUGCCGUUGCCUUGGAAAGCACUGACCCCUGGGAACGGGGAGGUGCCGUCCUUUCAGGCGUUCGGCGGUCCGCACAGGAACUUCACCACGCGGCUGACCGUGUGUGUGGCCGCCGCCGGACAGCCGCGCCCCGCCGGCAUGAUCACCUCCCGCUCCUGCGACCCCAGCAGGGGCUGGAGGUCGGAGUUCAGCUUCUAUGUGGCUUCGGCUGAGCAGCAGCACAGCAGGAAGCUGUACUUCGCCCAGCUGCGCCGCAGCCCCUUCCACAGCCGCGUGUGUGCGGCGCCCCCUGGCUGCGUGCUGAGCUCGGGGCCGGACGGACCCACCAAAGGAUCUUUCUACACGCCGGUCAACAGAGACCAGCAGGGGGCGGUCGGCUCAGCCACCUCCGGCUUCAACCCCUGUGAGAACGGCGCGUGUGGCAGACCCGCAGUGCGCCCCCUGGUGGACACCGGGGCCAUGGUGUUCGUGGUGUUCGGGAUCCUGGGAGUUAACCGCACACGCCACACCGGUAACCACGUCAUUGGGGACAUGGGCAGCGUGAUCUAUGACCCAACCUUUGACCUCUUCAGGGAGAUCGGACACCUGUGCAGGCUGUGCAAGACCAUCGGCAGUAACUCCCACCUGGUGAAGCCUGGCGGAGCGCAGUGCCUGCCCUCAGGCAGCAGCCUGUCCUCCCUCCUGCCCCUGCUGCACCCCGAGUGCCAGUCUCUCCCGCAGCCCAGCCUGCUGCCCGGCCAGCUCUCCCACGGUGCCCUGGGGCUGCAGGACGGCGCUGUGCGCUGGGUGUCCAUGGCCUUUGAGUCUACCACCUACAAGGGGAAGUCCUCCUUCCAGACCCUGUCCGACUUCCUCCAGUGGGAGUCCUUCCUGCAGGAGCAGCUGUCCGCACUCCCACAGUCCUCUGCUCUGCGCCGCGGGUUCCAGACCUGCGAGCACUGGAAGCAGAUCUUCAUGGAGAUCCUGGGUGUGCAGAGCGCCCUCUACAGCCUGCUGCUGUCCCUGGCGAUCUGCAUUGCGGCCGUGUCGGUCUUCACCGCCCACCUGCGGCUGCUGCUGCCCGUGCUGCUGACCAUCCUGGCGUCUAGCGCCGUCACCACGGUGAUCGCCACGGUGCCCCUGUUCUUCUGCGUCAUCGCGCCCUUCGCCAAGUUCGGCAAGAUCGUGGCGCUGAACACCGCGGUGUCUGUGGCGUUCACCCUGAGCGUGGGCGCCGCCCUGCUGGCCACCAUGGGCCCCGCGCGCUUCUCCCGCCCCCCUGCGGCUGUGCUGCAGGCUGGCCUGGCUGUGCUGGGCCUGGGGGCCGCAGGCGUGGCCCUGCGCUGGGCGCUGGGGUAUCUGGGAGUGCCCGCGGCCUGGAGCUCUUAGCCUGCGCCCCACUCGGCCCUCGUUGCACCCCGCCUUGCUGCCCGAGCCGCUGCUGGAGUUUCAGAAGCCAGGCCCAGACAUGCUGGAGGUUUUUAGAAGAGAUCAGGGAUCCUUUUUUAACAUUGAAAAUAAAAAAUAAAUUGAA
Molecule: messenger RNA, 3245 nt
Organism: Lepisosteus oculatus (spotted gar)
Lineage: Eukaryota; Metazoa; Chordata; Actinopteri; Semionotiformes; Lepisosteidae
Source: RefSeq, a predicted model, not a curated record